Molecule: messenger RNA, 956 nt
Organism: Priapulus caudatus
Lineage: Eukaryota; Metazoa; Priapulida; Priapulimorpha; Priapulimorphida; Priapulidae
Product: transcription initiation factor TFIID subunit 11-like
Exons: 5
Coding region: 21-938 (305 amino acids)
Source: RefSeq, a predicted model, not a curated record
GGCAUUGUGGGAUUUAAACAAUGGCUGAAGAAGAAGAUUUGGAUGCUCUUCGUUCAUUAGUGCUGGCAUCACUGAGGACGAAGAAUGUCGACAGUAGUCCCGGAGACAGGAGUCAAUCUGCAGACGAUAUUGGAGAAGAUGCAGAACUAAAGGCAUUGAGAGAGCAGGCGCUGCUCACGAAGAAAGCCACCGUUGCCAACGAGACAAGACAGUACCCUUCGAGCGACACGUCCGACCAGCCCGCGAGAUGGCCCAUAGGUUGUCGCGGUGGCAACCUGCUCGUCAUCCACACGAGGGAGCAACAGCUUCCGCGAUCGGCGCAGGCCUUCCAGCGAUCGGCGCAGGCCUUCCCGCGAUCGGCGCAGGCCUUCCCGCGAUCGGCGCAGGCCUUCCCGCGAUCGGCGCAGACCUUCCCGCGAUCGGCGGAGUACUUCCCGCGGCGCUUCCCCGCUCCGACGAUGAGCAUACGUGGCAGCUGGUCUGCCACGCGGCAACCCGUCACAGCAGCAGCAGCUACCCCGCCAAAACCCAAAGGCAGCGACAAGUUCAGCCGGUUCGAGGAUACGGACAGCGACGACGAUGAGGACAGCGUCAGCGAAUCAGAGCGAAGCAGCGUCCACAGCAACAGCAGCGACGACGACGACGACGACGUCAACAACAACGACGGGAGCGGCGACGACUCGGACAAGCGGGAAGUCGAGGCCGGCACGGAGGAAGACGCCGACGCGGCGGCGUGCAACGGCGACGACGACGACGCGCGUUCGAGCGCAGCGGCCGAUCUCCCGUCGAUCUCUCCGCAGCCGACGAGACCGGACACCGACGAACGAACGUCGCCGUCGCCUCCUCCCGCCGCCGCCGGCGCGAGAGAGAGUCGGAGCGACGCGCGAGAACGAACAGAGAACAGCGAGGACAGGCUCCAACGCCGCGACGACGAAUGACGAGAGCAGAAGCGAAGA